AUGCUAACUCUGCUACAAGUCGGGCUGCUUGUAGCGCUCGGCGCCGUUGCACAGGUGUCAGCGGAAUGUUGCGCACCCGGUGACCAAUCAGAUUUUUGUGUCGUCUUUAAUAUGCUUUCUCCUAUAGAACAAGCAGAAGUCAUGAGUUACUUGGUACAACCUCUUGUUGAAAAUCAAGGUAAAAUACGUAAAAAUUCAGGUGCGUUCGGUAAGAAGGGGUCGGACCCGAAUUUCUUGCGAUUCGGCCGAAAUCAGCCAAAUUUCCUCAGAUUUGGAAAAGCUUCUGGCGAUCCAAAUUUCCUACGUUUUGGUAAGUUGGCUAUUUCAGCAGUGGUAUAA
Molecule: messenger RNA, 339 nt
Organism: Strongylus vulgaris
Lineage: Eukaryota; Metazoa; Nematoda; Chromadorea; Rhabditida; Strongylidae
Source: the annotation of a GenBank genome assembly